GCUCUUUGCUGUGGGGUACCCCUGCCCUCCGCGCCACGAUUUCGACAUGCAAAAAAUCAAAUCUCUCAUGACCCGACAGGGUCUGAAAAGCCCUCCAGAGAGCCUCAGUGAUCUUGGUGCCAUUGAGAGUCUCCGGGUUCCUGGAAAGGAAGAAUUCAGGGAACUUCGAGAACAGCCAAGUGACCCUCAAGCUGAACAAGAGCUAAUUAAUAGUAUUGAACAAAUAUAUUUUUCUGCAGACUCGUUUGAUGUCGUUAAAUAUGAGCUGGAGAAGCUCCCGCCUGUUCUCAGUUUGCAAGAAUUAGAGGCGUACAGAGAUAAAUUGAAACAACAGCAAGCUGCAGUCUCUAAAAAAGUAGCAGAUUUAAUCCUUGAAAAACAGCCUGCCUACGUAAAGGAACUCGAAAGAGUUACCUCAUUGCAGACAGGUCUUCAGUUAGCUGCUGUUAUCUGCACAAAUGGGAGGAGACACUUGAAUAUUGCCAAGGAGGGUUUUACUCAAGCUAGUUUAGGCCUUUUUGCAAAUCAGAGGAAACGUCAGUUGCUGAUUGGACUUCUGAAGUCUCUGAGAACUAUAAAAACAUUGCAAAGAACAGAUGUACGCUUAAGUGAAAUGCUGGAGGAGGAAGACUAUCCAGGAGCUAUUCAAUUGUGCCUGGAAUGUCAGAAAGCUGCCAGCACUUUUAAACAUUACAGUUGUAUAAGUGAACUGAAUUCAAAGUUGCAAGAUACUUUAGAACAAAUUGAGGAACAGCUGGAUGUAGCUCUUUCCAAAAUCUGUAAGAAUUUUGACAUUAACCAUUAUACCAAAGUUCAACAAGCUUAUCGACUUCUUGGAAAAACACAGACAGCAAUGGAUCAACUUCAUAUGCACUUCACCCAAGCCAUUCAUAAUACUGUGUUUCAAGUUGUUCUUGGUUAUGUGGAACUAUGUGCAGGAAACACAGAUACAAAAUUCCAAAAGCUGCAAUAUAAAGAUCUCUGUACACACGUUACACCAGACAGCUAUAUUCCAUGCCUUGCAGACCUGUGCAAAGCACUGUGGGAAGUUAUGCUCAGCUAUUACAGGACUAUGGAAUGGCAUGAAAAGCAUGACAAUGAGGAUACCGAUUCAUCUUCUGAAGGGAAUAAUGUGAUGGCUACUGAAGAAACUAAUUUUGAUCGUGGCUACAUUAAAAAGAAAUUAGAACACGGACUUACACGAAUAUGGCAGGAUGUUCAGCUAAAAGUAAAAACCUACUUGCUUGGAACUGAUUUAUCUAUAUUCAAAUAUGAUGAUUUUAUCUUUGUUUUGGAUAUAAUCAGCAGGUUGAUGCAAGUUGGAGAAGAAUUUUGUGGUAGCAAGUCUGAAGUUUUGCAAGAAUCUAUUAGAAAACAAAGUGUCAAUUAUUUCAAGAACUACCAUAGAACACGGCUUGAUGAACUGAGAAUGUUCUUAGAGAAUGAGACCUGGGAACUUUGUCCUGUCAAGUCAAAUUUUAGCAUCUUGCAACUUCAUGAAUUUAAAUUCAUGGAACAGUCUCGUUCCCCAUCAGUUUCACCAAGUAAGCAGCCAGUCUCAACUUCUUCAAAAACAGUGACCUUGUUUGAGCAGUACUGUAGUGGUGGGAAUCCAUUUGAAAUUCAGGCCAACCACAAAGAUGAAGAAACAGAAGAUGUCUUGGCUUCUAAUGGGUAUGAAUCUGAUGAACAAGAAAAGAGUGCCUAUCAGGAGUAUGACAGUGACAGUGAUGUUCCUGAGGAACUCAAGCGAGAUUAUGUGGAUGAGCAGACAGGCGAUGCUCCUAUGAAAAGUGUUUCUCGAGAAACCCUAAAAAGCAGGAAGAAAUCAGAUUACAGUCUAAAUAAAGUGAAUGCACCCAUUUUAACAAAUACAACGUUGAAUGUAAUAAGGCUUGUUGGUAAAUAUAUGCAGAUGAUGAACAUUCUUAAGCCAAUUGCCUUUGAUGUCAUCCAUUUCAUGUCUCAGCUGUUUGAUUAUUACCUGUAUGCAAUAUAUACCUUUUUUGGUCGGAAUGAUUCAUUGGAAUCAACAGGACUUGGCCUUAGUAGUAGUAGACUAAGAACAACUCUAAACAGAAUACAAGAAAGCCUUAUUGACCUGGAAGUUUCAGCCGAUCCUACUGCCACACUUACAGCAGCAGAAGAAAGAAAGGAGAAGGUACCAAGCCCACACCUCAGUCACCUAGUGGUUUUGACAUCUGGGGAUACAUUGUACGGGUUGGCAGAAAGAGUGGUAGCCACAGAAUCCUUGGUAUUCUUGGCUGAACAAUUUGAGUUCCUUCAGCCACAUCUGGAUGCUGUGAUGCCUGCAGUCAAAAAGCCCUUUCUUCAGCAGUUUUAUUCUCAGACAGUCUCAACUGCCAGUGAACUACGCAAACCAAUUUACUGGAUUGUAGCUGGAAAAGCCAUUGAUUAUGAACAGAUGCUGCUUCUAAUGGCUAAUGUGAAAUGGGAUGUAAAAGAAAUUAUGUCACAGCACAACAUAUAUGUAGAUGCACUGUUAAAGGAAUUUGAGCAGUUUAACAGGAGGUUAAAUGAAGUUUCUAAGAGAGUUCGGAUACCGUUGCCUGUGUCUAACAUACUUUGGGAACAUUGUAUACGAUUGGCUAAUAGAACCAUUGUGGAAGGAUAUGCCAAUGUCAAGAAAUGCAGUAAUGAAGGUCGUGCCUUGAUGCAAUUGGAUUUUCAACAGUUUUUAAUGAAACUUGAAAAACUAACAGACAUUAGACCCAUUCCUGAUAAAGAAUUUGUGGAAACCUAUAUUAAAGCCUACUACCUAACUGAGAAUGACAUGGAACGCUGGAUCAAGGAGCACAGGGAAUAUUCAACAAAGCAGCUGACCAAUCUGGUGAAUGUUUGCCUGGGAUCUCAUAUCAAUAAGAAAGCAAGACAAAAACUUCUAGCAGCAAUAGAUGAUAUAGACAGACCUAAAAGAUAAUGAAUACAGUUCUUUUUCCUCAAUGGCAUUGAUCUUCACUGAACAUAUAUGACAUGAAAGCCAAUUUUUCGUGCACUUCUGAACCAUUAUUUGCUAAGAAAACUUUGUGCAUGUUCGCUCCACCUGGAAAGUAGAAAACAUCCAAGUGUGUGUGGUGUUUUCAAAUGACUUUUAUAUGCUCUGGUCUCUUCUCUUUGACUUUUGGUCUCUUUUGCUGUAAUCUUUUCCUGAAAUGAUAUUAUUGCCUCAUAACUAUUGUUAAGUGACUACAAUGAUACAUUUUAAAGAAGAAUGUACCAUAAGUAUAUAAUUAGAAUGAACAAUGACUUAAUAUAUCUAUGAGCAGUUUAUGGAGAAUGGAUGUAUAUUGUCAUGUUUUUACCCUCUGAACUUUGUUCUUAAUAAGUAUAAUAUGAGAGGGUUAAUGUACAGUAUCUCCUAAUUAUGAGCACUGCAUGAGAAUUAAAAAGUACAUGUAAAUAAAAUAGUUGAAAGAUCAGUAUGUUUUCUGUGUUUUAAAAUGUGAACAUUUAUGUCAGGGUUAAUUUGGUUAUAACAAAGUGAUCAUAAAUGAUGAAAUUUAAUAUACUCUAGUACAUUCAGCCUAUGUGAGACUGCAUUUUGAUACUUUUACAUGGUAGGCAGAUAUCAGGAAACUAAUUCAAUUUUUUAGCAUGUUCUAGUUUUAUUUUAUAUCUUGAAACUAAUGGAGAAAAGUCAUUUCAUUGAGUAUACCUUUUCGGUGCCUGGCUAGCACACAGAAUGGUGAUUGUGGGAUUUUCUCUUAUUUUCUUUAUAAAAUACAGGAUGUUUUUUAUACAAGUUUUGUUCUCUUUGAAUUCCACUUUUGUCUUAGGAUGGCAAAACCUGGGUUGACUCAGGAAAGAGCUUUCUGUUAGUCAAGCAUAAGUAUAAGGUCAUAUGUUUGCUUUUCUUAAAUAUCUGCUUUACAACACAGAUGUAAAAUAAUAUGGUUUAGCCAAUGACGAACUUUGGAACCCAGUUUAUUAGUCUUUACUAACUAUGUACUGUUCCUCUAAACUUUGCUUUGAAGCUAGGUAUCUUCUCCAGUAUAUGUGACAUGAAAAUCCAUUUCCCAUGCACUCUGGCCAGCUGUCUAAUAGGGAAUUUUGUGUGUGUUGUUUGUGUUAGAGAGUGGAAGACAUAUAAGCUUGUGUGGUGAUAGUCCUGUGAUUACUGUGCUUGAUCUGUGACAUCAGCAGCUUGAGGAAUCCUGAGGAAUCACACGAGAAACAGGGCUUGUGUUCUGUGAGACUACUGGCAGCUGAAGUGCUGAAGUGGAGGUCUCAGGGUGGCAUGUGAUUAGGCAUGGAGGUGAUAAGGAGAUGAUUGCCACUCAGUGUCCAUCAGUCCCAGCGGGUGUCCAGACUAGCACAGUCUAAUGUGGAGCACUUUUAGAAUAUGUUUAUGUGUGGGCGUUGGUGUGUGUGUGUCUGUGUGAUUUUUUCCAUAUUCAGCCUCUCACUUCACUGUCUAUUUAAAACUUUCCUCUUGUAAAAAGGCCUGAGUUUGGUGCCAUUAUGAUCUGCUUGUGGCACUAGAUUGUGUACUUGUAAAGUGGAUUGUGCCUGUAGCCAUCAGUAAUAUGUAGCCCCUUGAGGAAUACAAACAUGAAAUAAGCUUGGUCUUUGUGUUUAAAUGGCAUAUUCAUUUGGGCACAUAAAGAGCUAAUCAACCUUACUUAUUUCUCAAUUGAUUAGGAGUUGCUUUUUCUUUUUUUUUUUUCCCCGUGGAUUUUAUAGUUGGUUUCCUUUAAUUUCUACUUUAGUUAGGUCUAGAUAAUAUGAACAGCAAUUACCUGCCUGGUAACGCCUGGUGUUUUCCAGGGUAAUAGGAAUUGAUAGAAAAGAAUUACUUAAUCUUGUUAAAGACUUAGUCAUGCACUCUGACAGACCUUUUAACCUACCCUACCUUUGCUUUUUCCAUCUUCAAAAUAAAAAUGGUAAAUCUCUUCAGUGCUUUUUGAAGAAGAUUUUUGGGUUUUGUUGUCGUUUUGCUUUAAAAGGUAGCUUAGUAAGUGCUAACAUCAAAGCAGGAGAUUUGAAUCAUGAAAUUACCUAAUAACAAGAGAGUUACUAGACAUUUCUCAAAUAUAUUAUGCACUGAUAUUGAAUUAUGACCAUUUAACAAUUUGUGAAACUAAUUUUAAGAUAAAUGGAAUUGAAACACUGAGAAUGUAAAUGGAAUUAUACAUGUUCCAAAAACU
Galeopterus variegatus (Sunda flying lemur) is the source of this 5168-nucleotide messenger RNA. RefSeq names its product coiled-coil domain containing 132 (gene VPS50). NCBI's taxonomy places the organism in Eukaryota, Metazoa, Chordata, Mammalia, Dermoptera, Cynocephalidae. The coding region runs from base 47 to 2941 and encodes 964 amino acids. Gene Ontology annotation, biological process: retrograde transport, endosome to Golgi; endocytic recycling. Gene Ontology annotation, cellular component: EARP complex. The record is from RefSeq and is a predicted model, not a curated record. The transcript has 28 exons. Gene Ontology annotation, molecular function: SNARE binding.